Aethina tumida (small hive beetle) is the source of this 678-nucleotide messenger RNA. It is a transcript of the gene Lsm10, whose product is annotated as U7 snRNA-associated Sm-like protein LSm10. Lineage: Eukaryota; Metazoa; Arthropoda; Insecta; Coleoptera; Nitidulidae. The coding region runs from base 55 to 477 and encodes 140 amino acids. The record is from RefSeq and is a predicted model, not a curated record. The transcript has 2 exons. Gene Ontology annotation, molecular function: histone pre-mRNA DCP binding; U7 snRNA binding. Gene Ontology annotation, cellular component: cytoplasmic U snRNP body; nuclear body. Gene Ontology annotation, biological process: mRNA 3'-end processing by stem-loop binding and cleavage.
CCUAACCUAACUUAACCAUAGAUUUAUAGAAAAUAAAAUAACGAGUAAUUUACUAUGAUCGAUUCAAGAACAGCUACACGAAAGGAAAAAUAUUUGUAUCAUAAUACAUUGUGUACACUGGUUAAGGCUGUAGAGAACACGAUAACCACAAUCGAUUUACGAAACGAAAGUUGUGCUAUUGGUAAAGUGGUUGCUGCUGAUGCAUACAUGAAUCUUGAAUUGGAAAAUGCAACAUAUUACGAUCCCAGAGGUGAAAAACACUUUUUUGAGCACUUUUGGAUUCAAUCUCGAAAUAUACGGUACAUCCAUAUGCCACCUGGCAAAACAUGCAAAGAACAACUGGAACUUCAAAUAAAUCUGUUACAAAAUGCCAAGAGAGUCACGUCGAAGAAGAAACGAACGUUUAAGAUACAAAGAGCCCAACGCUACCAAAAACAGAUUGAAAAAGAAAUUUCAUCUAAAGAUAGUGAAACCUAAAUCAACGUUUAAUAUUUAUUGGAUUAAAUAUUUUACGAUAAGUUGAUGAAAAGAAAUUAAGUAAAGGCAACGACAAACCACAUACAUAAAUGUGGAACAAAGAAAAUAAAUCAUCUCAGUCAUUCGUUUUUAAAGUUACAUUCAUUAAAUAAUUUGACAAAACAUAUAUUAUAUAUUAUUUUAAUAAAUCUUAUCCAUUAA